Molecule: messenger RNA, 1047 nt
Organism: Penicillium verhagenii
Lineage: Eukaryota; Fungi; Ascomycota; Eurotiomycetes; Eurotiales; Aspergillaceae
Product: GNAT family N-acetyltransferase
Exons: 1
Coding region: 1-1047 (348 amino acids)
Biological process (GO): mitotic sister chromatid cohesion
Cellular component (GO): NatA complex
Molecular function (GO): acyltransferase activity, transferring groups other than amino-acyl groups
Source: RefSeq, a predicted model, not a curated record
AUGGCAUACCAGUUCUUCGCGAAUAAGUCCCAAUCCAGGACCUCGUCCUCUUCUCGCUCACCCCACCGUCAAGUUCGUUCGCAUAAUCCACCCAUCCACCCACCCCCUCUUCAACCACCCGCUGUCGCAAACAGUGGCCCGCCUAAUGUCAGCCCGGACUCUUUCCCGCCAUACCCUCAUGAGAUCCCCGCGGGUUACGCGACAGCACACCCAUGCAUAACAGUGGAGACUGUGAAAACAGCCCAUAUACCUUCUUUGACGCGUAUUACGAGUACCCUUUUACCGAUUCGGUACCCAAACUCGUUCUACACAGCUACCAUCACUGACCCAGUCAUCGCGUCGCUUUCACGCGUCGCAAUCUACCAUGAUCAUCCUGUGGCCGCGGCACCAGAUACAGGAGUCUUGCCGGGUACGGAUAAAGUGAUCGGGGGUAUUCGAUGCCGGCUAGAGAGACAGGGGCCUUGGGAAACGAUCCAUGGUCGCGAAGCUACCAACCUAUACAUUCAAACUUUACAUCUGCUUUCAGCCCAUCGUGGUCAUGGUGUUGCGACUGCACUGUUGAACUCGUUGUUGUUUGCGCCAACGGGAGAUAAAACCAGUAAGCGAGUAUCUGAGUUGGUCAAGCACUACAACAUCGGUUCGGUGACUGCCCACGUCCAUGAAGCGAAUGAAGAUGCAUUGAAAUGGUACGUGUCGAGGGGGUUCAAGAUGGAAGAUGAUGUUAUACAAGGCUAUUACCGACGCCUGAAGCCCUCGGGUGCCAGGAUUGUUCGACUAGACGUACACUGGGAAGACGAAGAAGUCAAUGAAGAUGCCGCGGAGAAGCCAGAAGUCUCCGAAGUCCCCCAAGUGAAAGAAGCUCCCAAGAACUCAUCUCCGAAUGAUGCCGACGACGAGGAAUGGGAAAAAGUCGAGGCUGAAGACGGCGAACAAGACGAAUAUGAGGUUGAAUUAUUGGGGGAGUCGCGAUUUCUCGACGGCAACGACACGCCUUCGAGGAAACGGAAGGCUGAAGAAGAGGAGGGCAAUCAUCCGCAACGGCGAUGA